GGCGGCUGAGGGAGGAAGGCCCAGCGGCCGGGCUGCCAUGGCGGCCUCCUGCGCGGAGAUUUUGCGGAGGGAGUUCCCGGAACUCGACGGAGAGAUGUUCGAAUACGUGACCGGGGUCCUGCAUAGCGGCAGCUCAGAUUUUGAGUCGGUGGAUGAUCUGUUUGAAGCUGUGGGUGAGCUCUUGCAAGAUGUGUCCCGCGACUCCAAAGAUGAUGUGGACAUCCGUGCAGUCUGCCAGCGUAUGUUCAACACCCUUCACCUGGAGAACGAAAACUCUCCGAGCAGCAGGCAGGUGCUCCUGGAUGCCCCAAUUCAGCUUUCUAAGAUCGCUGACAGUUAUGAUUCUAACUUGGACCUGUUGCCAGGAUUGCUGUUGAAGAGAGAUCAGACCUCGAUGGUGAAUGCCAAAAAGCUGGAGAAAGCCGAGGCCCGCCUUAAAGCAAAGCAAUGCAAGAAGCAGGAGCGAGAUUCCGUCAAAUCUGGGAGCCCGUUGGUUCUUGAAGAAGCAUCUGCCAGCCAAGCUGCCAGUAAGAAAGAGAACCGCCUAGAGAUGUCAGGCAAGAACAAGUCCUACGAUGUGCGCAUUGAAAACUUUGAUGUGUCCUUCGGUGAGCGGGUCCUCCUCACAGGUGCAGAUCUGAACUUGGCCUAUGGACGGCGCUAUGGCUUGGUAGGCCGGAAUGGGUUGGGCAAGACCACGUUGUUGAAGAUGAUCGCCAGCCGUAAUUUGCGCAUCCCCUCGCAUAUCAGCAUUCUUCACGUGGAGCAAGAAGUGGCAGGGGAUGAUACACCAGCCCUGCAGAGCGUGCUGGAAUGUGACACGGUUCGUGAGGGCCUGCUGAAGGAGGAAAAGGAGCUGACUGCCCGGGUUAAUUCUGGAAGGGGAGUAGGCACAGAAGGCGCUCGACUGUCAGAAAUCUAUGCCAGGCUAGAAGAGAUUGAGGCAGACAAGGCCCCAGCAAGAGCGUCUGUUAUUCUGGCUGGGCUGGGUUUCAGUGCAAAGAUGCAACAACAAACAACCAAAGAGUUUUCAGGAGGUUGGAGAAUGAGACUGGCUUUGGCUCGUGCCCUUUUUGCCCGGCCUGACCUUCUCCUGCUUGAUGAGCCAACCAACAUGCUGGACGUGAGGGCGAUCAUCUGGCUGGAAAAUUAUUUGCAGACUUGGCAGUCCACCAUCCUUGUAGUGUCGCACGAUCGGAACUUCUUAAAUGCCGUGGCUACAGAUGUCAUCCACCUGCACUCACAGCGGCUUGACAGUUACCGUGGGGACUUUGAGAACUUUGUCAAGAUCAAGGAAGAACGGCUGAAAAACCAGCAGCGUGAAUACGAGGCCCAGCAGCAAUACCGGGAGCAUAUCCAGGUCUUUAUCGAUCGAUUUCGCUAUAAUGCAAACCGGGCGUCUCAAGUUCAGAGCAAGCUAAAACUGUUGGAGAAGCUGCCAAAACUGAAACCAGUGGACAAAGAAUCUGAGGUGAUAAUGAAGUUCCCAGAUGGCUUUGAGAAGUUUUCUCCUCCCAUCUUGCAGCUUGAUGAAGUGGACUUUUACUAUGAGCCCAAUAGCUAUAUCUUCUGCUCCCUCUCUGUCUCUGCUGACCUGGACUCCCGCAUCUGUGUGGUUGGAGAGAAUGGAGCUGGCAAAUCUACCAUGCUGAAGAUCCUGAUGGGAGACCUAGCACCUGUGCAAGGGAUUAGACAUGCUCACAGAAAUCUUAAAAUUGGCUAUUUCAGCCAGCAUCAUGUGGAUCAGCUGGAUUUGGACAUUAGUGCCACAGAGCUACUAGCAAAAAAAUUUCCAGGGAAGACCGAGGAAGAGUACCGCCAUCAGCUGGGGUGCUAUGGAGUCUCUGGAGAGUUGGCUGUCCGCCCUGUUGCCAGCCUGUCGGGGGGACAGAAGAGCAGAGUGGCUUUUGCCCAGAUGACCAUGCCUUGUCCCAAUUUCUAUAUACUGGAUGAGCCAACAAACCACCUGGACAUGGAGACCAUUGAAGCUCUCGCAAAAGCACUCAACAAAUUCCGGGGCGGCUUGAUCCUGGUUUCCCACGAUGAAAGGUUCAUCCGGUUGGUGUGCAAGGAGCUGUGGGUGUGCGGGAACGGCACUGUUCAGCGUAUUGAGGGAGGCUUUGAUGAGUACAGAGACAUCUUGCAGGAGCAGUUCCGGAAGGAAGGUUUUCUAUAAAGCCAGGAGUGCCCAGACUGCGUGCGUGAGCUGGUGGGGAGCACACCACACAGCAGCCCUCCGCUUGCCCGACAGGGUCGCAGGGGAUUCCACUGCCAUUGGGUGAACAUUGGCUGUGCCAUCUGCUGAGCUGACCUUCCUUCCCCAAGAAACCAGCAUCUGCUGGGGACUGCAGAAGAGAGGAAGAAAGGAACCGAGUCGCCAAUUCUGCUGCUCGAUCUGUGCCACGUCUCUGCUGGGCAGGGACCGAAGGACCGCAAAGGGAGAGGUGGGGGCAUCCAGGGCUGUUUUAGUGGAGGGGCAGUUGGGGUGGGGAGGAGAAGCUGCUGCUCCCAGUAGCCCCUUCUCUCCCCCUGCCUGUUUGUAGAGCCGAACCCACUGCCGAGGAAUGUAAGAAGGCUUCUGGGUGUCGGAUGCUGCUAGAUGUUGCACAUGCAGUAGCUCCUCCCAGAAACGGGGCGGAGCUCCAAACCAUCCCUUUGACGCUGGCAGGGUGAGGACCCUUCCUUUCCUUCCCCCUGCCUUUUGUGAAGAGGUGCGGCCCCUCCAAGCACCACUCGAGCGCACAAGCCAGGUUCUCUUGAAACGGCUUCUCUCUCCAUGGCGUGGCCUCAAAGGUCCCUUUCUUUCCCACUCAGAAGGUGAUGCUUUCUGUAUGCUGAUAGGAGACCCUCCUCACCACUGCUCUCAGAUGUGAUCUUGAAAUGAGGUAGACGCAGUACAGACAGUCCCACGAUGCAGCGUGCCGGGUGGUGGAAAUGCAGCAGCUUCUCCUCUUCUGCCAGAAGGUGGUGGCCGUGGCUCUUCUGUUUGGGGGCUUAUCGCUAAAAGUGGCCCACGUGCCCACAUUAGUCUCCCGAGUCUCGAAAGGCCUACACUCCUUGUAGGACUAAGUUCUAUCCCAGCUAACGCACCACGUCUUGAUAAUAACAUUAAGGGGUUUUACAUUGCAACAUACACUUUCAACCCCCUGUUCAUCAGCACUGAGAUCACUGUGUAAAUAAAAUGGGAUCUCUCUGGUCUUGGA
Candoia aspera is the source of this 3203-nucleotide messenger RNA. It is a transcript of the gene ABCF3, whose product is annotated as ATP binding cassette subfamily F member 3. NCBI's taxonomy places the organism in Eukaryota, Metazoa, Chordata, Lepidosauria, Squamata, Candoiidae. Gene Ontology annotation, molecular function: ATP hydrolysis activity; ATP binding. The transcript has 21 exons. The record is from RefSeq and is a predicted model, not a curated record. The coding region runs from base 38 to 2176 and encodes 712 amino acids.